UUAGAGGCGCCGCGGGGAACGGGAAGGGAAGGGGAAAGGGUAAGGAAGGGGGAUUCCCCCGCCGCCCCCCGCGCGGGGAGACGGGGGGAGUGCGGGGGGCGCGGCGGGAGCGCGGCAGCGGGAGCGCGACUAGGGAGGAGUGGAGAGGAGCGGAACGAGCGGGCGGCAUCCCCGGGCCCGGUGAGCCCCGCGGGUGGCGAGGGAGGGGAGGGUGUGCGAGUGUGCCCUGCGGCGGGGUGUGUGCGAAGCCAGGGAAACGCGUGGGUGCGAGCGUGUGCGGGAGCAUCAUCGCCACGGCUGUGCGGAACAUCACCCACAGGGUUCUGCGGAGCGCGCCUGUGCGAGUGUGUGCGGGAGCAUCAUCCAGAGGGGCGUGCGGGAGCGUGCGUGUGCGGGAGCAUCAUCCGCAGGGGUGGGGGGAGCGCGUUUAUGCAACGCGCGGGUAGCUGCGUGUGCCGUGACACACGCGCGCGCGGCCGCAGCACACGCGCAAGCGGGACACGGCGGUGCGCGGUCCCCCGCCCGCGGCCGGGCGCGGCUGAGCGGCGGGGCUCUCCCUCCCUCCCUCCCUGCGGCAGGUGCGGGAUGCGGCGGAGCGCGGCGGCGUGCUGGGCGCUGGUGCUGCUGGCCGCCACCUUCUGCGACACGGUGGCCGGCAAGGGUGGGCGCGGCGGAGCCCGCGGGGCGGCCCGCGGCGCGGCGCGGGGGGCGGCCCGCAGCCGGCCGCGGGCGGCCGUGCCCCGGUACGGCUCUGCCGGGGCGGCCCUGCGCGUGGCGGGGGCGGCGGCGGCGGGAGCGGCGGCCGGCGUGGCGGCGGGGGCGGCCCUGCGCCGGGCCCGGCUGUCCGGAGAGCUGCAAGCGGGCGACAGCGUCGAGUACCGCGACGGCAACUGGACGGCGGCCGCCAGCGCCUGGACCUCCGCCGCGCCGGCCGGGACCCCGCCGAGCCGGGCGCUGCCCUGGCUCUGCCCGCUGGCCGCCCUCCUCCGCCGCUGAUGGAUUUCGGGGGACCUGACUGUGCCCGGUGCACUCACGACGCCGCGAGGACCGGCCGCCCCUCACGGGGCUGAGCCCCAUGCCCCGGGCGAGCAGCGGUUCCCGGGGCUAUGGCCACCCACCGCCGGCGGGGCAGGACCCCCGCGGAAGACCCUCCACCACCACCCCUCCACACCGAGCCAAACCCCGCCGGCUCGGGCUCCCCUCUGCACCGCGCUCCUAUCCGUGGCCUCGCCGAGUCCGGAGGCCGAGGAGGCGGCAAUAAAACUGGGCGAAAGCA
This is a messenger RNA of Lonchura striata (white-rumped munia), 1276 nucleotides long. NCBI's taxonomy places the organism in Eukaryota, Metazoa, Chordata, Aves, Passeriformes, Estrildidae. The record is from RefSeq and is a predicted model, not a curated record.